Messenger RNA from Peronospora matthiolae, 720 nucleotides. The record is from the annotation of a GenBank genome assembly. Lineage: Eukaryota; Oomycota; Peronosporomycetes; Peronosporales; Peronosporaceae.
AUGAGCCCAAACAACAAUUCCGGUUUCAAGGUCGAGCCUUUCGACGGCUUGAACAAUGGGUUGUGGAGUUACAAGAUGAAGAUGCACCUGAUGUCGAAGGGGCUGUGGGGCGCGAUCGCGGGCGAUGAUACAACAAGUGAGGCCAAGGAACAGCAAGCCCACGCCGCGAUCGUGCUUAAUUUGAGCGACUCGCAGUUGAUGCAUUUCAUCGACUCGGACACGGCAAGAGAAGCGUGGGGACAUUUGGCGCGAUUUCAUCACAGUCAUGACAUGGCGAAUCGACUUUGGCUGAAGGAAAAAUUCGCCUCGUUCAAGUAUGCAGCAUCAAGCAUGAGCGGUCAUGUGAUGGAGCUGGAGGACCAUGUGAUGAAGAUGAAGCGCGCAAACUGUGGUGAAAGUGAAGAGGACGUGUGCGCGGUACUGUUGCGGAGUCUACCUUCAAGCUCCGAGAGCUUGGUACAGGUAUUCCGCACGUCCGUCGUUUACUUCAGUUUUAGUGACCUCGUGAGCAAGCUGUUUGCCGAAGAAGUGCGCCAGAAGGAGGCUGCACAAGUAGAAGAUGCAACGGCUCUCUACACAGCCAAGAGGAGGGGCAUGCAUUACCCAAAGAAGCAGCAAGAACGGCGCGCGAAGGGACCAUCAGGGACCUGCUAUGACUGUGGCAAAGUUGGACACUACACCAGAGAUUGUCGCUUCAAUCGACGGCCAAGGGAUCAAUAG